GCAGCUUUCGCGAACCAGUCUAGCUUCCCACCAUGAGACAAGAGUCACGAUUCCUAGAAAGACCAACUCAACCAAUCUGACGGGGGACUCUAAUCACCGACGGCCACUUCCUCUUCCGUCCUCUGUCCCACCCCACUCCCCACACCUCCCCCUCCCCCACGAGCGAUCCUGCUGCCUCUUCAAUUACCCAGACAAUCUCGAGCUAUUUGGAAAUUUGCAUUGCUGUAGAUCUUCGAAUCAGACGCUUUUGCUGCAGCCUUCAGCUGGGGGCUGUGGGUGGAAAAAUGAGUGAGAAUGAGGAGGUUAUCGAGCUCCAAAGUCCCGACCACAUGGAUCCUUGUGGUCCGUUGCUGGGAACAGCAGAAGAUGCCUCUGGCUUUCAUGAAAUGGAAGGAAUUUAUGAGAUUCAGCCCAGACCAGAGGGUCCACCAAGUAUUAUCCCGGGGUUAGAGGAAGGAGGCUCUGCAGAAGGUACUUCUUAUAUAUGCUCUGACUGCGGCAAAAGCUUUUGCAGCAUAUCUAGCCUCAUUAGCCAUCAAAAAAGGAACCACUCGGGAGAGAAGCCGUACAAAUGUGCUGAUUGUGGGAGGAGCUUCCACCAGAGCUCGGAUCUUGUGAAGCACGAGAGAAUCCACACCGGAGAGAAGCCCUAUAAAUGCUCCGUGUGUGAGAAGAGAUUCAAUCAGCGGUCCUAUCUGAUUGUACAUGAGAGGUUUCACACAGAAGAGAAGCCCUAUAAAUGCUACUUGUGUGGAAAGAGCUUCUGUUCAAAUGCACACCUCAUGACUCACCAAAGAACCCACACUGGCGAGAGACCAUAUCAGUGUCCGGACUGUGGGAAAAGGUUCACAACCAGCUCAAACUUUGUAAAUCAUAAAAAAACUCAUACUGAGGAAAAGCCAUACAAUUGUUCCCUCUGUGAGAAAAGCUUCAAGCGGAGCUCGAACCUGAUUCAGCACGAGAGGACUCACACGGGCGAGAAGCCUUACACGUGCCUCACCUGUGGGGAGAGCUUUGCUUCCAAUUCGGGCCUUGUGAAACACCAGAGGAGCCACACGGGGGAGAGGCCGUACAAAUGCUCCUACUGUGGCAAAAGCUUCAGCCAGAGUAUGAUCCUGACGCAGCACGAGAGAACCCACACGGGAGAGAAGCCCUGUAAAUGCCCAGCGUGUGGGAAAAGCUUCCGCUCCAGCUCGGACCUUGUGAAGCACAAACGGAUCCACACGGGAGAGAAACCGUACAGAUGCUCCCUGUGUGGGAAAAGCUUCACCACUAGUUCGGAUGUGGUGAAGCACGAAAGAACCCACACGGGGGAGAAGCCGUAUAAGUGCGGCACCUGUGGGAAAAGCUUCAGCCAGAGUGCGCACCUUAUGCAGCACCAGAGGAUCCACACAGGAGAGAAGCCGUACACCUGUCUCACCUGUGGGAGAAGCUUCACCUGCAGUGCGCACCUUGUGGUUCAUAAAAGAACCCACAAAGAGGGGGAGGCCUUAAAAGUGUAAAGGGCUCCGAUUGGCCAGCGCUGGGGACCUUUGCCACCAGGUCUCAUGUAGUUAAGUAUCAGGGGCUCACUUACCACACAACAUGCUGCCCUUCAAAGAGGGACGCACAUGCACAGCUUCGGAGGGAGCUGAGAGCCUGUCGCUGCUGCUAGCAGGGCAGAGCUGUCCUUUGAGGGGAAGGUGAGCUGGGCACCCACACUGAGCAGUACAAGGACAGUCCUCUCCCCAUUGCCAGUUCACUAAAUGGAGAACUUGCUUUCUCCCUUUCGUGCAAGAAAGAAGCAAGCCCUGCGUCUAGCGAACCGGCUGCAGCCAGACCAUGGGAGACUGACAGAGGGGCAUGCUAAGGAGAAUGCUGGGGUCUGGGGGAGGGUAUCCCCGAAUGCCAGUGCUCUCCGUCUCAUGCUCUUUUCUCAGCCUCCCCUGGCCUGGCUUGCAGCUGAUUCACUAAAAAGCAGGGCUACUCAACAUCGGCUCUCCUGCAGAUGUUGGCCUACAACUCCCAUAAUCCCUGGCUAUUGGCCACUGUGAUGGGAUUAUGGGAGUUGUAGUCCAAAAACAACAGCGGGACCCAAACUGAGCAGGCCUGACAGGGCUUGCUCUUCUCUUCUGCAACAGAGAGCGGGGAAAGCAAGUCCUCCAUCCAGUGAACUGGCUCCAAGCUGGGUGACGCUGACCAAGGAGGCAGACUGGCCCGGCACCUGAUGUCAUCACGAGGGGGUGUGGCCAGUCUCAUUUGCUGUGGGCCCUGUGUGUGCUAUGGGAUGGAUGGCCCUGCUAGUCGGGGCUGAUGCGUGCAUAUGAAGCUGUGUGCAGCCACUGCUGAGCUGCUCCUGCCAUUAUUCCCAAUAGCAGCAGUGCCGCAGCAGUGACUGCACACAGCUUUGUGAGCACACAAUGCCCCUACUGGCGCUGGUAGUGGGGGCGGGCUCUUGGCUCGUUUGGAAGCCUUGCACGUGUGUCCCUCUUCGAAGGGCGGCACGCUGCGUGGUAUGUGAGCUGACAAUUCCGUGCAAGGAGAAACUGGAGUUGUGCCCUGUGCAGUGGCUUCUAUGCUAAUCCAGGCCUUUUAUAAGAUGUUUUAGAAACCCAUUUUAGAUGGUGGUUUAAAAAACAAGAAAGCCCUUAGUAGCCCAUCUAACCUUCUUAAGCAUGGAAAAGCCCAGCUAGGAAAGAAGCCAUAGAAUUUUCAGACUAUGAGAAAAGGAUGGGCAUGCACCUGUGCCUCAUUGAGGUACUAAACCCAAAUUAUUGCCUGUCCACAUUUAUGAAUUAGUCAGUAGUAGACGGAAGGUGAAAGCUUAAUUUGCGCAAUGGCACCCCAGGCCAUAGUAUUGGGUAGAUGACAGAAGAACUGCAGGAAGCAGACCACUAUCAAAUAAUUGUCAGUGCAACGGUGAAUGGGUUUUUUUCUUCUUGUGCAUUGCUGUAUGUAGAUCCUUUGUAAUAAAUAGAAGGCUGGUUGGUU
Messenger RNA from Hemicordylus capensis (graceful crag lizard), 2970 nucleotides. Its product is annotated as zinc finger protein 501-like. The record is from RefSeq and is a predicted model, not a curated record. Gene Ontology annotation, cellular component: nucleus. Gene Ontology annotation, biological process: regulation of transcription by RNA polymerase II. Gene Ontology annotation, molecular function: DNA-binding transcription factor activity, RNA polymerase II-specific; RNA polymerase II transcription regulatory region sequence-specific DNA binding. The transcript is spliced from 2 exons. Bases 285 to 1502 code for a protein of 405 amino acids. Lineage: Eukaryota; Metazoa; Chordata; Lepidosauria; Squamata; Cordylidae.